Messenger RNA from Drosophila subobscura, 1551 nucleotides. RefSeq names its product transcription factor E2F2 (gene E2f2). The coding region runs from base 192 to 1316 and encodes 374 amino acids. Gene Ontology annotation, biological process: regulation of transcription by RNA polymerase II. The transcript has 5 exons. Gene Ontology annotation, molecular function: RNA polymerase II cis-regulatory region sequence-specific DNA binding; DNA-binding transcription factor activity, RNA polymerase II-specific. NCBI's taxonomy places the organism in Eukaryota, Metazoa, Arthropoda, Insecta, Diptera, Drosophilidae. Gene Ontology annotation, cellular component: RNA polymerase II transcription regulator complex. The record is from RefSeq and is a predicted model, not a curated record.
AAAAGUCAGAGUAGAAAAAAGUGACAUAAAUAAAUGGCGGAAAAUUUUGCUCAAGCGCCAACAUUUGUAUUUAAGUGUGAUUUAUCGUAAAAAUAGGCAAUCUUUACGUUGUUUAAACGCGUGUCAAAUCCAGCUCAUCCACUUUUAUAUUAAACAUAUAUCGAACAAAGAUUUCUAUUAGAACGCGUGCCAUGUACAAGCGUAAAUCUGCUAGCAUUGGAAUAAGAGACAGCGCGGGCCCGGGCUCUGGCCUCACGAUGAAGAACAUCAGCGCCAAAGGUGCUGCUAGCAAUGUGGACAUGGAUGAGACGAUGACGAUAAAGUCGUAUGAGAAUGAUAGCGUUCACAUGGACAUGUCCCAGGACCAGCAGCAGCAACAAUCGCUAAAGUCACCGUCCCAACCCCAGCCAGGUCAGCAGCGCUCUGUGGGCUCUCUGGUCUUAUUAACCCAAAAAUUUGUGGAGCUCAUGAAGUCGAAUGGUGGGUCCAUUGAUCUGAAAGAGGCCACGAAAAUCUUGGAUGUGCAGAAGCGUCGUAUAUACGAUAUAACCAAUGUGUUGGAGGGCAUUGGCCUGAUUGAUAAAGGCAGACACUGUUCCCUUGUGCGCUGGCGCGGAGGAGGAUUCAACAAUACCAAGGACCAAGAGGAGUACGACCUGGCGCGUGAGCGAACCAAUCAUCUGAAGGAGGAGGAGGAAGAUCUGGACAAGCAACUAGAGUAUGCGCAACGAAAUCUGCGAUAUGUAAUGCAAGAUCCAACAAAUCUCUCAUAUGCCUAUCUCACGCGGGACGAUCUUCUCCAAAUGUAUGCGGAUAACUCGGUGUUUACCAUACCCAAUUACGACGAAGAGGUGGAGAUCCAGCACAAUGAUAGCGAACUCCGCGUUUCCCUGGACAAUGGCAGCACCAUUGAUAUACGGCUGGUCACAAGCCAGGGAAAGAGUACAACAAAUCCAAACGACGCUGACGGUUUCUUUGACUAUCGGCGCUUGGACACCCCAUCUCCAUCGAUCUCCUCACGAUCCAGCGAAGAUGGCAGCGGUCCCACAAGCACUGGCAACGUCAUCACGGACGAGCACACGUACUCGUGCAAUCCCGAUCUAAAAGAGGAGAUGAAGCUGCUGGAAAACGAACUCACUGCGAAAAUAAUCUUUCAAAAUUAUAUGACUGGCCACUCGCUGAGAAGAUUUUACCCCGAUGAUCCCAAUUUAGAAAAUCCGCCACUUGUACAACUGAAUCCCCCACACGAUGACUUUAACUUUGUACUGAAAAGUGACGAAGGCAUCUGUGAGCUUUUCGACGUAGAAUGCUCUUAGCUGCGGGACAGACGGGACUUUCAACGACUUUGUAACGAUUGUAGUUGGCCGAGUGCGUUGUGCAAAUAUUUAUGAUUAGUACAAUUUUGACUUUUGAUUUCUUUUAUAGAAGUAGAAAUUUUAACUAGCUUAAUUCCAUGUAUUUUUGGCAGACUAACAACAACCCAAUAAAUCGUGUAGAAACACUCAUGCAUUCCUUCUUUAAAAGAAUGUAUGGUGGUUUAUACAUUGCAUA